GAAUUUUCAUGUGGAAACAGUGGCUCAACCAAACCAUUAUGGUGUUAUUUGGAGAAAGCUCAUUGGGUGCAGUAUAUUACAACAGAAGAUUAUCACAAAAAAAAGAAGAAGAUACAUAAUAAAAGUGGUACUAUUGAAGGAUUCUUUAAAAAAUAUUCUAAAGAUUCCCCUGCUCUGAUGUUGAUUAAUGUUGACAAUAUAAAACUUUAUAAUAUAAUCGCCACGUGGAUUAUUAAUCAACAGCGUCUUCUUGCUAUAAUCUAA
Molecule: messenger RNA, 264 nt
Organism: Dentiscutata erythropus
Lineage: Eukaryota; Fungi; Glomeromycota; Glomeromycetes; Diversisporales; Gigasporaceae
Source: the annotation of a GenBank genome assembly